AGGUCACUGGGUCCUCCCACCGCUGUAUCCUGGGAGGGAAGGCUGUGGGUUACAGGUUGGGGCAGUGGUUGAUUGGGUUUAUUUUCUGGGUCGGUUGAGUGGGCUGUUGUCGGAGACACGGAGAAGAUGCCGCUGGGUUUGAAGCCGUCCUGCAGCGUGUGCAAGGCCAAUUCCUCGGCCAUGUGGAGGAAGAGCAGUCAGGGUGAGAUCGUCUGCAAUAACUGCGCUGGCAAGAGCCCCGGAGCCGGCUGUGUUUCAGGCUUGACCGCGGGGCCCGGCUCAGCACCGGCUGCUCAGCAGAGCAACGGCGGAGGAGGUGGAGGUGGCAAACAGGCAAAGCAAGAAAUUCAUAGGCGGUCUGCAAGGUUACGGAACACAAAAUAUAGGUCCAUGCCUCCUGCUGAAAAGAAGGUUUCAACUAAAGGAAAGGGACGUAGACAUAUAUUCAAAUUAAAAAAUCCAAUUAAAGCACCAAAAUCUGUGUCUACGAUAAUCACAAGUGAAUCUAUUUUCUAUGGGGGUAUAUACUACCAAAUUGGAGAUAUAGUCUCUGUUGCGGAUGAAGAUGAUGAAAAGGUUUACUAUGCUCAGAUCAGAGGAUUCGUGCAAGAUCAAUACUGUGAAAAGAGUGCAGUGAUUACGUGGCUUAUCCCAACUCAGGCAAGCUCCAAAGAUCACUUUGAUGCAGCAACUUAUAUACUUGGGCCAGAGGAAGAUCUACCAAGAAAAAUGGAGCAUUUUGAAUUUAUUUGCCAUGCACCUUCAGAAUACUUCAAAUCAAGAUCGACUCCUUUUCCAGUUAUUCCAACCAAACCCGAGAAAGGGUAUAUCUGGACCCGUGUUGGACCAACCCCUGCAAUAACGGUGAAGGAAUCAAUAGGAAACAGUUUAUAGCCAAGGCGUUAAAGCUUUCUUAAAAUAAGUUUGUAUUUGUGUAAUAUAGCUGAAUCUUGGCCUUAUUAAAAGGCUCACUGUUUUAACAUGUUUUCAGUGUUCAUGCAAUUUUAAACAUUCAAAACUAUAUUAGCGUGAGGUUUAUGAACUCCAACAAUUCAGUUUAAAGUCUUGACAUACUUGAAAAUUAAUAUGGCAAGAUCUAUUUUUGACGUGUCUGUAAAUUUUGCAAAGCUUUGGUUACCUUUAUCAAUUUAAGUACAGUAUUUGUAUGUUACGCAGUAUUUUGUAUGGAACUGCUCAUUGUGCCACAUUUAGAUUCAAGUUCCUGAAUUAUCAAUUUUGCAAUAAACAAAUUUGUGGAUGGUGGAAAUAGGAAUCUAAUUUUGUACAUUAAAAAUAAAACACAUUACAUAUUAAUGUUUGCAUGUACUUUUAACUAGUUAGAAAUUACUAUAAUUGGAGAAGACUUAGAGAAAUUCUAAGUAUAUUAUUUUCUGUGUUUUCUGUUUUCAUGAUCAGACUUGACAUAAAUUCCAAAUAGGACAUUGUAGUUUUUCAGGUGUGAGAUUUUGUUAAGUUUAAGAUUAUAUUUUUAUAAAACUUAAUGUUUUCUGUGUAUGCUGUGAAUGGGGCAAGAGAAUUAUUGGUUUAAUGAAAGGUAAUUUUGUAUUGUUCCUGUGUACUUUUGAUGUAUGCACAUUUAUUUGUAUGGCAUCUAUUUUUAAAGGCUAUACUGACUUGGCAAAAUUAAAUAAAAUUAAGAGGAGGAAGAGGUGAAGUUGACAAUUGAUGAAACCAAAAUUGGGGUUUAAUUCCAGAAGUUUUU
Molecule: messenger RNA, 1723 nt
Organism: Chiloscyllium plagiosum (whitespotted bambooshark)
Lineage: Eukaryota; Metazoa; Chordata; Chondrichthyes; Orectolobiformes; Hemiscylliidae
Gene: gatad1
Product: GATA zinc finger domain containing 1
Biological process (GO): regulation of DNA-templated transcription; chromatin organization
Cellular component (GO): nucleus
Molecular function (GO): sequence-specific DNA binding; zinc ion binding
Source: RefSeq, a predicted model, not a curated record